AUGUCUAAAUAAAACUUAAGCAACUACAUCAAAUUUUUAAAUCAUAUCACAGAUUUAGAGCAAAAAGGUCUCAUUUCUUCAAAACAAAAACAUCUUUUGAAAAUGAAUCUCAAAACGAAAGAAUAACUAUUAGAAAAAUUGAUUUGCUCUUUUGAGGAUGAGCACAAUAACUAAAAUGCUAUAUUUUCAUAUUUAAAUGUAAUAGAACCAAAAACUCGGGCUAGAUGUCACUCUUCCUAGGAAAAUGAAGCUCCAUUAAUGUUUAGAAAUAACCAUAACACUCAUUCAUAAGUUACUUCUUUUAAUGAGUCCAGAUUGAUUGCCCAUUUGGAUGAUCUUAAUGAUGAAUUAAUGAAUAUUUGGCAAUCAGAAUCAUAGCUGGUAAGAUUACAUUAAUGACAUCUAGCUCUUUAAUCAAGAAAUAAAUGAAAAAUUAAAAAAAGUUGGAGAAUUAAUAGCAAAAACUGCUACUUCAACACCUUGUGGAUCUUAAAAACAAGUCAUUAAUGCUAUUGAAACCCUAUCCAUUAUAGAUGGUCUUAAAUAACUUUAUAAAGACUUGAAAGUAAAAAUUGAUUUUUAUUAAAGCAACAUUUUAAUGAUUAUUUACGUUGUCAUAUUUUGUUGAUGGAUAAUUAAUUCACUACUUAGAAUUUGUAUAAAAUGUUAAGAGCUUUUAUGAAAAAUUUAGUAGAUGCGGAUGAAGUUACAUUCAUUAUAAAUAAUGAAUUGUAUACUUCAACUACAGAAUAAUUUCAAGAUAUAUAAAUAACCGAAAAAUAAUAAUAUGAGAUUGAUCUUAUUUAAGAUGGAAAAGUGAUUGAUUUAACAGAAUUCUACCCUGAAUUAGGUGCCCUAUUUUAAACUAAUUAAUAUAAGAGCAAUUAUGUUUUAAGAAUCUAGAAUUCUUAAUGUAUUUUUUGUUUUCAUCUAAAAGGAGAACGUAAAACAAUUAUACGUUCCUUUCUAUCUUUAUGUAAUGAAUACUAAUUUUUUGAUGAAGUUAAUUAAUUAGGCUUUCUCUUAUUGGAAUCUCUUAAAUAAGCAAGAGUUUAAUGUUUUAAUCCAUUAUAACUUUCUCAUAUGAUUUAAGAUAUUGGAAUAGCAUUUAUAAGAUGUUCUAAAUAUGUUUUUAUUCAAAAAGUGAUUGAAAUGCUUUAAGAAAGAUAUCUAGUUUAUAAAGAGAAUACUUCAUUUUCAAGUGAUUAUCCAUAUGUUGAAUUUGAUUUUAGGGAUUCCUUAAAUUUGAGUAUAUAUAUAUGUAUGGAUUUGAAUAAAAAAGAUGAGAUGAAUGUUUAUAAAUAAUUGAAUUUAAGUUACAAUAAAUACUUAAAGUUUAUCAAAUAAUGUUAUGAUAGAACAACAUUUUAUAAAUUCUUUGUGAAAUCUUAGGAUUCUUUAAUAUUUGAAUUUGAUAAAUAAGGUUAAAUUACAUUUGUAUCUUAACCGAUAACCAAAAAAUUAGCUGAUGAUUUUGGUAUUAAUUUUAAUUCUUAGAAAUUGAAUUCAUCUUAUAAAAGUAUAUUUAGAAAUUAAGAUUUAUUGUAACAUAUAGAAAAUUAAUUACAAGAAUAGAAUUAAUGGAUAUUGAAAGAUAGUAAUGCUCCUUAUGAAAUAUUUAUGAAAAUGGAGGAGAAAUAUUUCAAAGGAUUCUUUGUGAUAUUCUAAUAAGGUUGGUUUAGAUAUGAUCAUUAAAAAGAAUUAGAUGCAAGUUAAUGGAAUAAAUUAAGAAAAACUAUAAUGGAGUCAGAAACUAAAUUAUAUUUAGAUAAAUUGGAGUAGAAACAUCCUUAAUUAAAAAAUUCAGUUAUUCAAAUGUUUAAACCAAAAUCAAUAUAGAAAUAAUCUUUGUUUAAGAAUUUCAGUCCAAGUUUUAGUCCAAAUCAUUUGGAUUAAAGAAAUUCUCUUUAAGAGAGUGAGAAUGUUAGACGGAUUCCAAAAACAAAGGGAGUGAAUCAUUUUUAUUCAGACAUGCUUAUAGAUACUUGUAUUGAAAAUAUAAACAAUUAAAAUUUUAAUAUAUUACCAUAUAGUAAUGAUUGGUUAGAGAAACAAAAAGUAGUAUUUUAGAUAUUAAAAAAUAAUAAUUUUAUUUAGGAAUAUAAAAUAAAUGAAACUUCAUUGUGUAAUUUUUUAUGUGCACUUGAAUACAAAUACAAUAAAAGAGGUAAUUAAUUUCAUAAUUAUGAUCAUGGUGUGACAGUAAUGUAAUGUACACAUGCAAUAUGUUUAGAAAUGAUGAAUACAAAGCAUGGAUAGUUAUUGACUUAAUUUAUAAAGUUUGCUCUAAUAUUAGCAAGUUUAUGUCAUGAUGUAUCUCAUACAGGAAGAACUAAUAUAUUUGAGAUAAAUAGUCUUUCAAAUUUGGCAAUAAGAUAUCAUGAUAAAAGUGUAUUAGAAUAACAUCAUGCAGCAACAUCUAUAAAAUUACUUUGUUCACCCUCUACAAACAUAAUUCCAAAUUUUAACUCUGAAGAAUUUAGAGAGUUUAGAAAGUUAUUUAUUGCUAAUAUACUUUUUACUGAUAUAACUGAACAUUACAACUUAAUGAAGAGCUUUGAAGCCCGUACUUGUGAAAUUAAUUUUGGAACAAAAGAGGAUGUUCGAUUAAUAACAGGAAUGAUAAUUCAUACAUCAGAUUUUGCUGGUGGAGCUAAGCCAUUUCCAAUAAGUAAAGAAUGGAGUGUUAGAGUAAAUAAAGAAUUUUAAGAAUAAUAUACUUUAGAAGGUAAAUUUGGAUACCCUUAAUUACCAUACAUGAAAGAUUUAGACUAAGUAUUCUAAUUUAUAAAUUUAGUUACCUAUCAUGGCUAAAUCAGAAAUAGGCUUUUUUACAUUCAUCGUCAGACCUUUAUGGACAGUAAUGUCUAAGUUUCUUGAAGAUAGAUUAAAAGAUAAUAUAGAUAAUCUUGAUAAUACAAUUAUUGAAUGGCAAAAGUUAAUGAUUAAAUGA
This is a messenger RNA of Paramecium sonneborni, 2953 nucleotides long. NCBI's taxonomy places the organism in Eukaryota, Ciliophora, Oligohymenophorea, Peniculida, Parameciidae. The record is from the annotation of a GenBank genome assembly.